AUGUCGUCCAAGCACUUCAUCAACGACCCGACGCACCUCGUCUCCCAGGCGCUGCACUCCCUCACCCUGACCAACCCCAACGUCGCCCUCGAUGCCGCCCACAAGAUAGUCUACCGCCGGCCGUCGCCCGACCAGCAGGCCCAGCAGCAGCAGGUGUCCAUCAUCUCGGGCGGCGGCUCCGGCCACGAGCCCUCCUUCGCCGGCAUGGUCGGCCCCGGCAUGCUCUCCGCCGCCGUCGCCGGCACCAUCUUCGCCAGCCCCUCGGCCGAGCAGGUCCGCCGCGCCAUCACCUCGCGCGUCGACCGCGACCGCGGCGUCCUCGUCGUCGUCAUGAACUACACGGGCGACAUCCUCAACUUUGGCAUGGCCGUCGAGAAGGCCCGCGCGGGGGGCGUGCCCGUCGAGAUGGUCGUUGUUGGCGAUGACGUCGGCGUGGGGAGGGCCAAGGCCGGCAAGGUCGGCCGCAGGGGCAUCGCCGGCACUGUGCUGGUGCUCAAGAUUGCGGGUGCGCUGGCCGCCUUGGGCAGGCCGCUUGAGGAGGUCGCCGAGGUGGCCCGCCUGACGGCCGCCAACAUGGUCAGCGUGGGUGCGAGCCUCGAGCACGUCCACGUCCCCGGGCGGGGCGUCGACGCCGAGGACAAGCUCCGCGACAGCGAGGACGUGGAGAUUGGCAUGGGCAUCCACAACGAGCCGGGCUCUGGGCGCGCAAAGAAGGACCUCCCCGCGCUGGUGUCAACGAUGCUCGCGCAGCUGCUCGACCAGGGCGACAAGGACCGCGCGUUCGUAAACGUAAACUCCAACGAGGUGGUGCUGCUCGUCAACAACCUCGGCGGCGUCAGCGUGCUCGAGCUGGGCGGCAUCACCGCCGAGGUGGUCGCACAACUGGCCGACAAGUACAGCAUCCGCCCUGUGCGCAUCCUGUCGGGCACCUUCAUGACGAGCCUCAACGGCCUGGGCUUCAGCGUGUCGCUGCUCAACGUUGUGAACACGGGCGUCGGCGUCAACAUGGUGGACCUGCUUGACGCGCCGAGCGAGGUGACGGGCUGGGCGGCGCCCAUCCGCAAGCAGACGUGGGAGACGCGCAACACGGCCACGCGGGAGUCCGACGAGAGCGCGAGCCAGGAGAUCAAGUCGAGCGGGCUCAAGAUGGAUGCCGCGGCGGCCACGACGGUGCUGACGAGAGCGUUGGAGAGCGUCAUUGCGGCGGAGCCGGAUGUUACGAGAUACGACACGGUGGUUGGCGAUGGAGACUGCGGCAUUGGGCUCAAGCGAGGCGCUGAAGCUAUCCUCAAGCACAUCAAGGACAAGCCCCUGACGGGCGACGCCGUCGUCGACGUCGCCUCCAUCGUGCCCGUGGUGGAAAACACCAUGGACGGUACAUCAGGCGCCCUGUACGCCAUCUUCCUCAAUGCCCUGGUCCACGCCCUGCGCACCGCCUCCGCCGGCGAGGCCAAUCCCCAAGUCUGGGCCGCGGCGCUCAAGCAGUCGUGCGACGCGCUGUCGCGAUACACGCCCGCGCGGCCCGGCGACAGAACGCUCGUGGACGCGCUGUACCCGUUCGUCGAGGUGCUCGGCAAGGCAGGCGACGUGCGCGAGGCGGCGACUGCGGCGCGCAAGGCCGCUGAUGAGACAAAGGGCAUGCAGGCGAGCCUCGGCCGGACCGUGUACGUGGGCGGAAGCGGGUACGAGGAGGUGCCGGACCCAGGCGCCUGGGGCCUUUCGUGCUUCUUCCAGGGGCUCGCCGGACAGUAG
Messenger RNA from Purpureocillium lilacinum, 1752 nucleotides. RefSeq lists its product as uncharacterized. Lineage: Eukaryota; Fungi; Ascomycota; Sordariomycetes; Hypocreales; Ophiocordycipitaceae. Gene Ontology annotation, cellular component: cytosol. The record is from RefSeq and is a predicted model, not a curated record. Gene Ontology annotation, molecular function: glycerone kinase activity; ATP binding. Gene Ontology annotation, biological process: glycerol catabolic process.